Molecule: messenger RNA, 2487 nt
Organism: Staurois parvus
Lineage: Eukaryota; Metazoa; Chordata; Amphibia; Anura; Ranidae
Source: the annotation of a GenBank genome assembly
AUGGCAGAGUCUGGCAGAAGGAGCAGGUCAGGGCCUAGUGCGGGACAGGCCGCCAGCAGGAGGGAGCUGAUCUCCCGGUCUAUACAGAGUGCGGAGCAGUGUCUGCGGGAUCAUGACUAUGGCACAGCCUAUGCUCACCUUCUUACUGGUCCUCAGCCUGGCCCCGGACAUGAAAUCACACUUCAAGGAAACCUUUCAGUAUGCACUUUUCAAAUGGGCUGAAGAGCUUUAUACUUUAAAUAGAAAUCAAGAUUUAUUUAACUGUUAUGAGCAAGCAUUUGAGCUUUAUCCAAAUGAUGAUGUGAUUUGUAACAGCAUGGGCGAGCAACUCUUCAGACUUGGUUUUCGAGAUGAAGCAGCUGAUUAUUUCUACAAAGCCUUGAAGCUUAACCCAGACAGUGCUGAUGCCAAAGAAAAUUUCAAUCGCGUAGCAAACUGGUUGGUGGAACGCUGGCAUUUCAUCAUGCUUAAUGACAAGAAGAGGAACCAGAUGUAUCAGAAAGCUAUUGAGAAGGCCGUACAAGCCGGCUGCAGAACUGUGCUGGAUAUUGGCACUGGUACCGGAAUUCUAAGCAUGCUUGCAAAAAGAGCGGGUGCUCCUCAUGUUUAUGCCUGCGAGCUGUCUAGAACAAUGUAUAACCUGGCCCGUGAGGUGGUGGCAGCCAAUCAAAUGCAAGAGGAGAUCAAGCUACUGCACAUGAAGUCUCAUGAUAUACAAGUCCCCGAACACAUCCCUGAAAAGGUUUCACUUGUUGUCACAGAAACUGUGGAUGCUGGUUUGUUUGGUGAAGGUAUACUGGAAACUCUAAUUCAUGCCUGGAAAAACUUACUUUUAGAACCAAAGCACAAAACCUUGCACUGUAAGUCAUAUGGACAAGUCAUACCUGCGGGUGCUGUUGUAUUUGGAAUGGCUGUGGAAUGUCCAGAGAUACGUAGACAUCACAGGGUGUUUGUAAAUGAGGUUGCUGGAGUGAAGCUCCAAUUGCAGUUUUCCAGUCCUGUACAUAGCAGUCAUAAAAGUGAUGAUGUAGCAGAACCAUAUUCUACAGAAAAAAUGAGCAGAGUGCCUGGAGGAUAUAAAGCACUGAGUCAAUCCUUCCAGGCAUUAACAGUGGACUUCAACAGCCUGCAGGAUUUGGAAAGCAUUGCUUCUGGAAAGACCUGCCAAAUCCCAGUUCAAAUCCAUGAACAAGGGCAGCUUGAUUGUUUUAUAACUUGGUUUUUCCUUCAUUUGGAUGAAGAGCACACUCUGUCAACUGAACCCAGUGAAGAAACUUGCUGGGAACAAGCAGUCUUCCCUAUUCAGAACCUCUCUGCUGAUGGCUGCUUUGUGAACCCUGGGGAUAUAGUAAUAGUUGAUGUUUCCUGCCCUAACUGCUAUUUAAGAUUAGAUCUAGUCUCUGUUUCUAGAUGUGGCAAAUUUGAUCAUAGCAUGUCUUCUUGUAACAUGCUAUCUGGAAAUGAGACUGAACUGUGUAAUGCCUUGGCCAGCCUUCAUACUAGCAACCAGGACAUGCCGUGCAUCCUGGAUCCUAUUGAGAUUGCCAUGCUAAACAACACUGCAUAUCAUGAGAGCUUCAAGGUGGCUAUCAAUAAAGUUAUAUCUUCCCUGGCACCAGGAGACCAUUGGGCUCUAGCAUUGGUGCAUCAUCCCCUGAAGAACAUUACUCUGAUGCACUGUACGUCCUUGACGUAUCUGAAGGAUUUUCCAUUUUACCCUUAAUUGCUGCCCAACUAGGAAAAGUAAAAUCGUACAGCUCAGUGGAAGAGGAACAGCACUGUGUUGCUUUGCAGAAACUGACAGAAAGGAAUGGCAUGGCUAAAGAAAGUCUAGAGUUCUGGUUGAACCAACUGGAUACAGAUGAUGAUGUCCUACGGAGGCCAAGGUCUGAUAAGUUAUGGAGUAUCAUUAUUUUAGAUGUGGUUGAGCCCUGUGGCCUGAUCAGACAAGAGGUGAUGGAAAAAGCAGCAAUAGCAAGGUGCUUACUUCAGUCUGGAGGAAAGAUAUUCCCCCAAGCUGUGGCUAUAUAUGGUAUCUUGAUAGAAUCUCACACCUUACUACAGGAGUGUGCUGUCCAAGGUAUAGAGCCUACACUCGGCUUCAGUAUAGCACCGUCCAUUAACCAUUUUAAGGUACCUGUCCAGAUGUUCCUGAAUUUAUCCACUCUGCCUUGUGUUUCUCUAAGUGAUCCAUUAGAACUGCUCAGGCUGGAUCUUAUGGACCCAUGUUCAAACAGCUUCAGCUUCAUUAAUGAACUAAAGGUCAAAAUCUGUAAAUCAGGACAAGUUACAGCCAUUCCCUUCUGGUAUCAUCUCCACCUUGAUGAAGACAUUAGCUUGGACACCUCCCAUGUGACAUCACAUUGGAAACAAGCUGCAUUUGUGCUGGACAGCCCUCUCCAUGUGGGACAAGGAGAGGAGCUCCUGCUUGGAGUGCAUUUCCAGAACAGUAACGUCAGCAUGACUUUGAAACGGCUACAGCAAUAA